AUGCUGGAUCUGGAGGUUGUUCCUGAGAGAUCCCUUGGCAACCAGCAAUGGGAGUUUACCUUAGGAAUGCCCCUGGCUCAGGCUGUGUCUAUCCUCCAGAAACAUUGCCGAAUGAUCAGGAAUGUGCAGAUCCUCUAUAGCGAACAAUGUCCUUUGAAUCAUGACCUCAUACUUAGCCUUACUCAGGACGGGAUCAAACUGUUGUUUGAUGCAUUUAAUCAAAGGCUAAAGGUGAUAGAAGUAUAUGAUUUGACAAAAGUAAAAUUAAAAUAUUGUGGGGUUCAUUUUAAUUCCCAGGCCAUAGCUCCCACUAUAGAGCAGAUCGAUCAGUCAUUUGGAGCAACACAUCCAGGAAUAUACAACUCAGCAGAACAACUGUUCCACCUCAAUUUUCGAGGUCUGUCGUUUUCCUUUCAACUGGAUUCCUGGACGGAAGCCCCUAAGUAUGAGCCCAACUUUGCCCAUGGAUUGGCAUCACUUCAGAUACCACAUGGAGCCAUGGUGAAACGCAUGUAUAUAUACAGCGGUAACAGCCUCCAAGAUACAAAAGCUCCAGCUAUGCCUUUGGGAUGCUACAUGGGCAAUGUAUAUGCAGAGAGUGUGGAUGUCCUGCGAGAUGCAUCUGGUCCCCUAGGGCUGAGACUCCGUUUACAGAGCACAGGUUGUGGUCCAGGAGUAAUGGCCGAUGCUAAGCUGCGUGUAUCUGAGCGGUGUGUGUAUUUUGGAGACUCGUGUCAGGAUGUGCUGAGCACACUCGGAGCUCCACAUAAAGUCUUCUACAAGUCAGAGGACAAGAUGAAGAUUCAUUCCCCGUCCCCCCAUAAGCAAGUCCCAGCAAAGUGCAAUGAUUAUUUCUAUAACUAUUUUACGCUGGGUGUGGAUAUUCUUUUUGAUGCAAAUACCCACAGGGCCAAGAAGUUUGUUUUGCAUACAAAUUAUCCUGGACAUUACAACUUCAAUAUUUAUCAUCGUUGUGACUUUCGGAUUCCGCUAACUGUGAAGAGAGGCAGGUCAGAAACACAAACAGAAAUCUGCACCACAUACAGUAAGUGGGACAGUAUUCAAGAACAUCUAGGGCACCCAGUGGAGAAGCCAGUUGUCCUUCACAGAUCAUCAUCGCCAAACAACACAAACCCCUUUGGAUCAACCUUUUGUUUUGGUCUCCAGAGGAUGAUUUUCGAGGUGAUGCAGAACAACCACAUAGCAUCAGUCACUCUUUACGGUGCCCCAAGAGCCAGCGGGCAGCAGAAAUCCUCCGGGCUCAGCCAGUAA
This is a messenger RNA of Staurois parvus, 1272 nucleotides long. The record is from the annotation of a GenBank genome assembly. Lineage: Eukaryota; Metazoa; Chordata; Amphibia; Anura; Ranidae.